CGCAGGCCGCUGCGCCCCGGCUGCAGCCGGGGGACCCCUGAGCCGGCGCCGGGCACUCAGAGUACCGCUGCUCUCCCCCGCGGUGGCCCGCUCCAGGGACCCGUGUUUCUCCCGGACGCCCCCACGACGCCCACCCUCGAAGGGGAUCCCUCCCCGACCCUCCGCCCGUGCGAGGACUCCGCGGUGCCGCCCGCUCACCCCCGCGUCCUCCCUCCCUCUCCGGCGACCUCCCGGGCCCGGGGGCCGCCCCGAGGAGCCGCGUGCUGCGGGCCGAGGAGGCCCCCCGCGCGGCGCUUCGGGAAUGACCAUGAAGCUGAAAGAACUGGAGCGACCAGCUGUCCAAGCGUGGAGCCCAGCCAGCCAGUACCCUGUGUAUCUGGCCACAGGGACAUCUGCCCAGCAGCUAGAUGCCUCCUUUAGCACAAAUGGUACCUUGGAAAUCUUUGAGGUCGAUUUCAGGGACCCUUCUUUGGACUUGAAAUGCAAAGGAGUCCUUUCUGCCUCCUGCAGGUUUCACAAGCUGGUGUGGGGGAGCUUUGGCAAUGGGCUUCUGGAAGGCUCCGGGGUUCUUGCCGGCGGCGGGGACAAUGGCACGCUGACUGUGUACCGCGUGGCCCACAUCCUGUCUGCCGGGAAGGAACCUGUCCUGGCCCAGACUCAGAAGCACACGGGGCCUGUCGGGGCCCUCGACUUUAACCCUUUCCAGGCCAACCUCCUGGCCUCGGGGGCCAAUGACUCUGAAAUCUUCAUUUGGGAUUUGAACCAUCUGAGCACACCAAUGACCCCAGGAUCGAAGUCUCAGCCCCCAGAAGACAUCAAGGCACUUUCCUGGAACCGGCAAGUUCAGCACAUUUUGUCUUCAGCCCACCCGAGUGGCAAGGCAGUGGUGUGGGACCUCCGGAAGAACGAACCGAUCAUCAAAGUCAGCGACCCCAGCAGCAGGAUGCGCUGCUCGGGCCUGGCCUGGCGCCCCGACGUCGCCACCCAGCUGGUGCUGUGCUCAGAAGACGACCGGCUGCCUGUGAUCCAGCUGUGGGACCUGCGCUUCGCCUCCUCGCCGCUGAAGGUGCUGGAGAGCCACAGCAGGGGGGUCCUGUCCGUGUCGUGGAGUCAGGCUGAUGCCGAGCUGCUGCUGAGUAGCGCCAAGGACAACCAGAUCCUGUGCUGGAACUUGGAGAGCGGUGACGUGGUCUACCGGCUGCCCACCCAGAGCAGCUGGUGCUUCGACGUGCAGUGGUGCCCUCGGGACCCUUCGGUGUUCUCCGCCGCCUCCUUCGAUGGCUGGAUCGCUCUGUGCUCUGUGAUGGGUCGGAGCUGGGAAGCCCAGCAGAUGAGUCGGGCAGAGCAGAUCUCCGCAUCCUUCGGUGAAGGCCGGCCUCUCCCCCCACUGCAGGUGCCAGAGCGGCUGGCCCCAGCGUCACUGAUCCCGCCCCUGAAGAAGGCCCCCAAGUGGAUGAGAAGGCCAGCAGGGGUUUCAUUUGCUUUUGGGGGGAAGCUGGUUACCUUUGGCCUCCCCAGCACCCCCGCCCCUCAGGGAGCGCAGCCUGGCCCCUGCCUCGUCUUCGUCAGCCAAGUCACCACGGAGCCCGAGUUUCUGCAGCGGGCCGCAGAGCUGCGCCAGGCGCUGGGGGCGGGAACCCUCCCAAGUUUCUGUCAGAACAAGAUCCAGCAGGCUCGCGGUCACGGCGAAAAGCUGCUCUGGCAGUUUCUGAAGGUGACCUCCGAGCGAGACGCCAAAGUGAAAUUCUUGAAGCUCUUAGGAUACAGUAAAGAGGAGCUACAGGAGAAGGUGACCACGUGGCUGAGGAGGGAUGUGCUGCCUGAAGAGAGCGCUGUGCCCGAGGGGGCUGCGCCUGAGGGGGCCACACCCACCAGCACCGGGCAACAGCUCUUCUGCAGACAGGCCCCCAGUCAGCCCUCAGAGGGAGUCUCUGCCUCCUCAGCCUUCUUUGACGAGCUGGUCCCUCAGAGUCUGACUCCCUGGGAGAUCCCCCUCACAGAAGACGCGGACGGGCUCCUGUGCCGGGCGCUCCUGCUCGGACAGCUGGAAGCCGCGGUGGAGCUGUGUCUGAAGGAAGAGCGCUUCGCCGAUGCCAUCCUGCUGGCCCAGGCCGGGAGCCCGGACCUGCUGAAGCGAACCCAGCAGCACUACUUGACCAAGAGGAGAACGAACGUCUCCUUGCUUCUGGCCUGUGUCGUGCAGAAAAAUUGGAAGUCCCUGGUAUGCACCUGCAGCCUGAAGAACUGGCGGGAGGCACUGGCCAUGCUGCUGACCUACUCAGUGCCAGAGGAGCUCCCGGGGCUCUGUGACAUGCUGGGCACGCGCCUGGAGCAGGAGGGCAGCGGGGCCCUGGCGGCCGACGCCAGGCUCUGUUAUGUGUGCUCCGGCAGUGUGGAGCGGCUGGUGGAGUGCUGGGCCAAGGGUGCGCCGGCACCGUCCCCCAUGGCUCUCCAGGACCUGAUGGAGAAGGUGAUGGUCCUCCAGAGGAGCCUGCAGCUGCUGCGGGGACCCGAGGCGGUGAGCCUGGGCCCUGCCACGACUUCCAGCAUCACACAGUACGCCAACUUCCUGGCAGCCCAAGGCAGCCUGGAUGCUGCCCUGAGCUACCUACCCAGAGACAGUGCUCAGCCACCAAUCCAGCAGCUGAGAGAUCGACUGUUUCAUGCCCAGGGUUCUGGUGUCUUGGGCCAACAGGCUCCCCCUUUCCCCUUCCCCCGAGUUGUUGUGGGGGCUCCCCCCCACCCUAAAGAUACAGCAUCCUACAGACCAGGCUUCCAGCCUUCUUACCAGGUUCCAGCUCCGCCUCCUCUUCCAAGGAUCUUUACCCCUCAGUCACCCCUAGUGAUGCCUUUCACACCUUCGGGCCCCAACCCUUAUCAGGGUCCCAGGAUGCAGAACAUAAGUGACUACAGAACCCCCGUGCCUGAGACCCCGCAGUCUUUGCCCCUGGGCCCUGGGGCAAGGCCUGCCUUCUCUCAGCCGCAGCCGCUCGGGGGACAAGAGGCCCAGGCUCCUCACCCGGGAGGGGUCACCAGCAGGUGGCCUCUGCCAGUGGCCCCUCCAGCCAUCCUGCAGCCUGGCCCCGCCUCCCUGGCGGAGACUCCCAUACUGUUCCCACCGCUUCCGGUGAGGCCACUGGGUCCCAGCCCUGUCAGCUCCCAGCCUGGGCCACAUCCCCCAGGAGGCCCCGCUGCUCCCGGCUUCAGCGUCCUCCCCACCGCGGGCAUCUCAGCUCCUCUACCAGGACCUCAAGAUUCCCUGAAAAAUGCCCCAGCUCCCAAGGGAAGCCUUUGGAGGAAUCAGUUGCCAGAGACGUUUGUGCCCCCAGCACCGAUCACUGCUCCAGUUCAGAGCCUUCCCCCCGAGCCCCAGGGGAGCCUCUCCUCACAGCGCCCCAUCCCUGGCGGGGGUCACACUCCCCCAGGCGCGCCCAGAGAACGCAGCCUGCAGCCACAGGCGCCCAAGAAGCCGGAGAAGAAGGAGCUGCCGGCCGAGCACCAGCCUUUGAAGACCAGCUUCGAGGCACUUCUGCAGCGCUGCUCCGCGUGUGCCACAGACUUGAAAACAAAGCGGAAGCUGGAGGAGGCCGCCCGGCGGCUGGAAGGUCUCUAUGAGAAGCUCUGUGAGGGGACGCUCUCGCCUCAGGUCCUGGCUGGGCUCCACGAGGUGGCCCGCUGUGUGGACGCUGGCAGCUUCGAGCAGGGCCUCGCCGUGCACGCCCAGGUGGUGGGCUGCAGCACCUUCAGCGAGGUGUCAGGCUUCAUGCCCAUCCUGAAGGCCGUCCUCACCAUCGCACACAAGCUGCGCCUCUGACUUCUCCUGGGCAGAGACCCUU
Messenger RNA from Sorex araneus (European shrew), 3836 nucleotides. RefSeq names its product SEC31 homolog B, COPII coat complex component (gene SEC31B). Bases 302 to 3814 code for a protein of 1170 amino acids. The transcript has 26 exons. Lineage: Eukaryota; Metazoa; Chordata; Mammalia; Eulipotyphla; Soricidae. Gene Ontology annotation, biological process: intracellular protein transport; COPII-coated vesicle cargo loading; endoplasmic reticulum to Golgi vesicle-mediated transport. The record is from RefSeq and is a predicted model, not a curated record. Gene Ontology annotation, cellular component: endoplasmic reticulum exit site; COPII vesicle coat. Gene Ontology annotation, molecular function: protein binding; structural molecule activity.